AAAACUUUCACGGAAGCGACAACUCCGAACAGCAACUUUACUCCGCCAACGAGCUGUGCCAGCGUUAAAUGUCGGCGCCAAACAAGUAGUUCCUCGAACAAAGCUCCGAGCUGACGGACGGUUUGCAGCCAUGGCUGACAGCCGGGAAGAGGAGAGGAAAGAAGUAGACCAGGAGCCUCAAGGCGCCGUGGGUGGGGAAGAUGUCAUUGAUGAUCCCAUCCUGGAGCAAGGGGCAGUGGUCCUCAGAGGAUACGUGAUUGAGCGCAUAAACACACAGGACCCUGGUCGACAAGUCCGCUCUGAGGAUCUGGGAGGGCAGCCCAAUGAACAACAGGAUCCACAAAUCAAAGAAGUGGUGGAACAGCUUCUCAAGAUUGCAGAUGAUAUGAACAGGAAUGCUGAACUUCAACUAUUGAUCAACCAGGUUCAAGGUAACUGUGCUCGGGACAUCUUCAUGAAGGUGGCCAGGAGUAUCUUUGCUGAUGGAAUCAACUGGGGUAGAGUUGUGGCUCUCUUCCAUCUGGCCUACAGACUCAUAUACAAGGCACUGACCACCAACCAUUUAGAGAACAUCAGAAUGGUCAUCAGUUGGGUUCUUGAGGUCAUCAGAGAGAAGCUUUACUCCUGGCUAGUACAACAGGGAGGUUGGGAGGGGGUGAUCCGUGGCAUUUCUCGGUGGAGAACAGUAGCAUUAGUAGCCUCGGUUGUACUGGUGGCAACCAUUGUUUACUACAGGAAGACACGCUGAGACCAUCAGACCUCAAAAUCUUCCCCCCUGGGCUGCAGUCCAAUCUUCUGAAUGGAUGCAGGGUGUUAACAAAAACACUUUCUAAACAUGAAUAACAACCACUCCUUAACCUCCGAUUCAUUCAGCAGAGGAGGUCAAGUGCUGUAACUAGAGGUGGGAAAAGCUUCACUCUUCUCAAGUUUCCAAGCACAACAAGUGCAUUUACAACUAGAUUUCAAUGGGACAUCUCCAUCAUCUUCACCAGCAACUACACAGUAUCUUCCAUGAAAUUACAUUUCUGCAGCUGCAGCUUUGUAGGAGGUUCUCAUCUCUUUUGCAUCAGUGGCUGUCAGCAGAUGAUGGUGUUAUUAAGAUUGGACAUAAGAGUAAAUAUCAUUAAUCAGACCUGACUCUACCUAGAAAAAGUCUCAGGUCCAUUCGUUAUGGUCAGUUUUGGGUGUAAUCCACCUUGAGUUUCUGCGAGUCUCUGGUUCUGAGGAAAAUUUGGAUUAGUACUGAAGACCUGAAAAGGCUAAAUAUACUGCUUCUUAAUCAAGCCAAUCAAAAGUCCACCAAGACUGAAUUGAUUGUACUGUAGGCCCUUCAUAUUAAUGAUUGCCUGAAAUUUUUAUGAUGUAUUACAGGCUUCUUUUCACUUGAGUAAGGCCUUGUCAAGCUCAGGCAGAUAAACAGUACAGCCACGGCUUGGGACAACCCCUCAAAAUAGAAAAGAUUUGCUAAAUUACUUAGAUUAAAGUUCACACUAAUGUUUUUUGUUAGUUUUUUUUAUACAAUAUCCUUGAUAAUAAUCAUUGUUUCCAUUUCCUUGAUAUAGGAACAGGGGCUAAUGCAAUUAUUCCUUAAAUUCAUAUUAUGGCCAGGAGUUUGAAGAUCUUCCAUGUAUUUCUUGAACUUGAUGAAUGAUUCUUAGCACCUCAUUGUUGCAGUAGACAUUUUGGAAUGUAACAGCAUAAAAAACAACAACUGUGAUGGGUUUUUACCAUUUAGUUUUAACAAAUCAAGGCCCCUUGUCUCAUAAAUGGAAUAGGGCCAUUAUUCAAUUUAAUUAGUUGGGCAUUGGACUUCUCAUUAUGAGUCAAAUUUCUGGGGGAAAAAAGGCAAUUUCCAACAAAGCACACUGUUAUAGUUGCUAUAAGAAUCUAAUAAUAGCAUCUGUAGUGACACAAUUUAAAAUGCAUUUUGUGUUUCUGCACAGUGAGAUCAUCUAAUUUAAGCUCAGUUGUGGGAUGUCACUGAAAUAUGUCUCUUGAUUUUCCACCUCAAGCUUUUAUGUACACUGUCCUGAAUCUUUAUUUAAAAAAAGAAGGGAGCUUUAAACAAGUAAUUUCUACUGAUAAGUCAUGUGCUUCAUUUAACAGUCUAAUUUAUCUUAUCUAUGUCCAAAACUGUGGAUGCAGGAUGUGAUGAGGUUGCUCUGUUUCCGACAGACAUUUUCACUUUAUUCCUGUUGUUGAUUGUGAGUCCCUUUGUUAUCUAUUGUCUGUGGUCAGGUGACUGACUGUCACUGUAUUGUGAAUACAUCUGAAUUAUCAAGGGUGACUACCUAAAACUGUUGAGUCAUGUUUUCUGCAAAAAAACUACUCAGUCAGUAGGUAUGAAGUGAAGUGUUAAGUCGCUAAUCUCUGUUACCUUUGUCUUUCUAUGGCCAUUUCCAAUUUGCAUGUGAAUGUUGAUCACUUAACACAAAUAGUUCAGUUGUGAGACGCAUGCAUCAGUAUAACAGAGUAAUCUGACUGAUGAACUAGAAAGUGCUGUGAACAGGGGUUAGAGGAUGUGUAUCCCACCUUCAUCCAGUUGCCUUACCACAGAAACAAAGAAGUCAGUGAUGCCACACAAUUAAAAUAUUAAAAAACAAGAGCCAUAUGAUAAAGAACAAACUUCAACUUUAACCUACUGAUAGAAAACAGAGAAACCACAAUAACUGUUGUAUAUCUGUUAAAAUGUCUGAUGUGCAAUAACACUCCUUUGUUGACUGACAUCUAAUAGUCCUCUCCUUCAUUUGUCAAAAUGAGGAGUCAAUGUUCCCCCCCCCCCCCCACUUCUCUCCCACUGUGAAUGUUGAUACUGGCAAACAAUUUGAAAAUGCUCAUAUGGAUGCAGUUUCUUCUUUUGUCACAUGUGAGCAGUAUUUUCAGAUGUCUCAUUAUUGAGGCCUGAGCUGAGAUGGUUAAUUGUUGCUCAUUGUAAAAGUUGUAUUACAAUAUUGCAGGUCAGUACUCCUCCAGCAUCACAGCCUAUUUUUACACAAGGGACAGUUUCAGUGGAAUAACUAAUUUGUUGGUAAAGCUAAUUAUUGAAAGCUUUUGCAUCAGACGUACUGCAGUGUGUGAGGGUUAGACUAGCUUUAUAUGAGAGCAGACCAAGUUGCUGUUAUUUAGUACACAUAAGCUUAUGCCAAAUAUUUUUGAUACCAAGUUGUGCAAUCUCACAAGGGUAUGACAUCAUUUAUCUGCUAUCCUAUGGUGCUUUUUGAUAUAGCUGGUGAUAAUUUUGAUUAAACUGGUGAUAACUUUAUGAGAAACCCUUUUAAAUGGACUGUAUUUUUGUAAAUAUAUUUUAAAUGAAUUAUACCACUCAGGGUAUGGGAUAUGUGGUAAGUCAUAAGAAGCUGUAUGUGGAAGUCAUGGAGCUGUCGAUCUUGAAAUAGGUGUAUGUUUAAAUAAAAUCAGAAGUUCUUGUCAUUCAA
Messenger RNA from Limanda limanda (common dab), 3434 nucleotides. RefSeq lists its product as uncharacterized. Gene Ontology annotation, molecular function: protein heterodimerization activity; protein homodimerization activity; channel activity. The record is from RefSeq and is a predicted model, not a curated record. Gene Ontology annotation, cellular component: mitochondrial outer membrane. NCBI's taxonomy places the organism in Eukaryota, Metazoa, Chordata, Actinopteri, Pleuronectiformes, Pleuronectidae. Gene Ontology annotation, biological process: extrinsic apoptotic signaling pathway in absence of ligand; intrinsic apoptotic signaling pathway in response to DNA damage; mitochondrial fusion. The transcript is spliced from 6 exons. The coding region runs from base 131 to 748 and encodes 205 amino acids.